GAGAGAGAGAGAGAUAGGGAGCGAGAAAGAGGGGAGGUAAAAAAUUAAACACCGCGGAGCAGCAAAGGGUGAGGUCUGCCGGGCUCAGUCAGCAUAGACAGAAAAACAGCCACAGUCAGGCUGGUUUGUUUGUCUCUGCUAUGAAGUAAGGAGCCCUGCGGUCUGCGGGACGCAUCUGCUCACUGCUGCAUCUCUUCUCGGUGAAGGAAGCUGAAGGACCUUAGAACCGCAUCCAGCGGAAUGGAGAGCUGCUGCUGACUGUGGAGCUCCCCUCAUAACAACAGGUCAUUUUCUUCCAGCUAUUCUUCCCCUUAAAUCUUUCAACAAACGACAAAGAGCUGGAGCCGAGACGGUCAAGCAUGGAUGUGCCCAGGAUGGCCGAGGGCCUCUUCAGCAGCACGCUGUCCUCGUCGGGUGGUGGCCAUCAUGUCCCCUCCUACCUGACGUUGGAGCAAAAGGCGGCAUUUGUCUUUGUGCUGCUGCUCUUUAUCUUCCUGGCGCUGCUCAUCGUGCGCUGCUUCCGCAUCCUGCUCGACCCUUACCGCAGCAUGCCCUCCUCCAACUGGACAGACCAUACUGAAAAAGACACCUUUGAUUACCGCAUUGUUUGAGGAAACCAAACACAUUAGGAACAUUUUUUUAUUUCAUUUAAUUGAUGCUUACAAAGCACUUUGACCCUAAGUUCAAAUGACUGUUCAUUCACUUGGGAAACUGACGUUUUUUCUGAGUUCUGAAAGUUCAGAUUGAUUAUAGGAUCAGUGAUUAGUUGUGAUCAGUCUAACAGCUUCUUUCUACCAAACCGUACGGUUCUCGGCCAAUAGAUUCACACCAGAUCCAUAAUUUGAAGCAGAUCGUCGCUCCUCUUACUGAAAUAAUAAGAGCCAUUAAGGGUUCAGACAGGAAGUAAAGUCUGAUACUAAGAAGCUAGUUAUGCUCAAGUCACUAAAAUAGACUUUGGACUUGACUUAGACUCGUGCUUUUAGGACUUGACUCUGAUGGAAGGUCUCAAACAAUUUUUGUCUUAUUUCAUUAUGGGUGACAUCGGCCUAUCAAGUGUUGAUUGGCUGAGUCACAGUAUAUCCUGAUAAAGACUGACUAACAUAAUAAUUUAGCACAGAUUGAAAAUACCUUCUUUGCAUUAUUUAUGAACAAAAGGAGUUAAAUAUUGCAUUUGAUUUAUGAAUACAGUACCGUUGACAUAUUGUGGGUUUUUAAGAGUUCACCACUACCUGUUUGUGUUUGUUGCAGAACCAAUGAACUCUGAAAUGACUUAACUUAGGCGUGAAAUAAUUCUCUUACAAACAUCAAUUUAAGGACCUUCGUGGUUCAUAAGAAGACAAAAGCACUCCCUGUUCGAUUCAAUUGGAAAUUUUGAGAACAUGAACCUUUUUUACCUAAUUUUUUUUUGCCUUUCUUUGAAACAAACAUAUUUGUAUUUUUAAUGGGAAAACAUUUUGACCAACUGAUUUUCAAAAUGAUAAAAUGAUAAAUAUUUUUUGCAUAGUUUGAUUGAAUAGUGCAAAAUAACAGGCUUCAGAGUAAUGAUUUUAACUCAUAAGCUAAGGCAGGUCUGUAUUUAGGACAUAUCACUGCAUGGAUCCUGUGUUAAUAUCGGUCAUUAGAAACUAAAGCCUAUUUCAUCAAAGCCUGGAGAUUUGAUUUGCAAUGAAAGACUUGAGACGUGACUUUGACCUACACUUCAGAAACCUUAUUAAGACUUGGAAAAAUAUGACUGUGGAACUCUCUGCAGCUCACAAAAGCUUUCCUCCCUCCAUCUAUUCUUUUGUGGACUACCUCACUUCUCCGUCUCAUGUAUGAAGGUUUUUCUUCACAGCUUACACAGGGUCCAGUGUUUUUGAUAAACAAUCCAGAUUAAAUGGUGGCAGUGUUUACAUCUGACAACGUUCUAGAAUUUUUAUGGAUAAUGUAGACAAUCAGUGUUUAAACUAGUUUGAAAAAAAGCGCGGUCUGACUAGUUUGGGUUGUUGAGGUCAUUUUUUAAGAGUAUUUUCUUAAUUUGCAAAGAGGUUUGAAAGACUUAUGCAUGAUAUAAACCAGACAGAGAGGAAAUAUUUUGUCUAAUUCUAAAUAAGAUACAGAAAGAUUAUUGAGGAUCAUAAACAAGUUUCGGAAUCAUAAGGAAGACAGUUUUGAUUGAAAAGGUCCCUUUAAUGCUUAGGAACGAUUUGUGACUAGUGCCAGCAGUGAGUUACUUACUGUUAUGUAUGUGUCAUGGGAAAGAAGAAAAAUAGCUGAACUCUGUUUCCCUUUGGUAAAGGAGAUUUUUUUGGUUUGAAUUUAGUGAUAAACAACCAAAACAUGGGUUGAAGUAAAAAGAAACAUUUACUGUGCUGUACUGUGUGCCUAACUUAAAAUAUGUUUUAGGUGAAGGAGUGUAAUGGGUUCAUAUUUUGUUCUGCUUUUUUUAAAUUAUAUUGCUUUUCUGUUGUUUGUAUAAAUGGGUGCGUGCAUUCGUGUGUGAUGGCCAUUAAAAAAAAAAAAAAA
Molecule: messenger RNA, 2505 nt
Organism: Cyprinodon tularosa
Lineage: Eukaryota; Metazoa; Chordata; Actinopteri; Cyprinodontiformes; Cyprinodontidae
Product: cortexin-3
Exons: 2
Coding region: 360-611 (83 amino acids)
Source: RefSeq, a predicted model, not a curated record